Oryzias melastigma (Indian medaka) is the source of this 2231-nucleotide messenger RNA. RefSeq names its product keratin 8 (gene krt8). The transcript has 8 exons. Gene Ontology annotation, molecular function: structural constituent of skin epidermis. The record is from RefSeq and is a predicted model, not a curated record. Gene Ontology annotation, cellular component: keratin filament. Gene Ontology annotation, biological process: intermediate filament organization; keratinization. The coding region runs from base 100 to 1680 and encodes 526 amino acids. NCBI's taxonomy places the organism in Eukaryota, Metazoa, Chordata, Actinopteri, Beloniformes, Adrianichthyidae.
UCGCCUCUGUCUACCCUCUCUGGUCUCUCCCCGGGUUGCCUGUCUGCCUGCGCUACCAAGUCGCUCUGACCAACCCAGAAAAGAAAAAACAACUUCAAGAUGUCUUUCAGGUCCAAUGUCACCUCCUUCAGGAGUUCUAGCGCCCCAAGAAACUUCAGCAGCAACUCCUAUGCUGGACAAGGCGGUAUCACCUCCCGCAAGACCUACAGUGUGAGGAGUUCCUAUGGAGGAGCAGCCAUGCCGGGCUAUGGUGGGGCCGGAAUCACCAGCAGCUCUGCCUACAGCGUGAGCUCUGCCAUGGGGGGUUCUGGAGGUUUCGGCAUGGGCAUGGGCUUCGGUGGAGGCAUCGCCCAGGCCCCCAUCACCGCCGUCACCGUCAACAAGAGCCUGCUGGCCCCCCUGAACCUGGAGAUUGACCCUAACAUCCAAGUGGUCCGCACCCAAGAGAAGGAGCAGAUCAAGACCCUCAACAACCGCUUCGCCUCCUUCAUUGAUAAGGUCCGCUUCCUGGAGCAGCAGAACAAAAUGCUGGAGACCAAAUGGAGCCUGCUGCAGGAGCAGACCACCACGCGCUCCAACAUCGACGCCAUGUUCGAGGCGUACAUCGCCAACCUGCGCAGACAGCUGGACGGGCUCGGCAACGAGAAGAUGAAGCUGGAGGCCGACUUGCUCAACAUGCAGGGCCUGGUGGAGGACUUCAAGAACAAGUAUGAAGAAGAGAUCAACAAGCGCACAGAGUGUGAGAAUGACUUUGUCCUCAUCAAGAAAGACGUGGACGAGGCCUACAUGAAUAAGGUGGAGCUGGAGGCCAAGCUGGAGAGCCUGACAGAUGAGAUCAACUUCCUCCGGUCCAUCUACGAGGAGGAACUGCGUGAGCUCCAGAGCCAGAUCAAGGACACGUCUGUUGUUGUGGAGAUGGACAACAGCCGCAUCUUGGACAUGGACGCCAUCGUGGCUGAGGUCAAGGCUCAGUAUGAAGACAUCGCCAACCGCACCCGUUUGGAGGCAGAGUCCUGGUACAAGACCAAGUACGAGGAGAUGCAGACAUCUGCUAACAGAUAUGGAAAUGAUCUGAAAGCCACCAGGACGGAGAUCGCAGACCUCAACCGCAUGAUCCAGAGACUGACAUCAGAGAUCGACGCUGUCAAAGGACAGCGCUCCAACCUGGAGGCCCAGAUCGCAGAGGCAGAGGAGCGCGGUGAGCUGGCAGUGAAGGACGCCAAGUCCCGCAUCAGGGACCUGGAAGAGGCCCUGCAGAGAGCCAAGCAGGACAUGGCCCGCCAGAUCAGAGAAUACCAGGACCUGAUGAAUGUCAAGCUGGCUCUCGAUAUUGAGAUCGCCACCUACAGGAAGCUGUUGGAGGGAGAGGAGGACAGGCUGGCGAACGGCAUCAAGGCGGUCAACAUUUCCCAACAAAGCACAAGUUACAGCGCUUUCCCCAAGGACACAAUGAGGAGCAACUACUCCACCAGCUACUCCAGCAGCGGCUACGGUGGCAGCGGCUACGGCAGCGGCAGCGGCUACGGCAGCGGCAGCGGCUACGGCAGCAACAGCUUCAGCAGCGGCAGCGCCGGGGGCUACAGCACCACCACCCAGAGCAAGAAGAGCGUGGUCAUCAAAACGAUCGAGACCAAGGACGGCAGAGUUGUGUCUGAGUCCUCUGAGCUCAUUCAGGAUUGAGGUCCCAAGGUUUGCGGUGUAGCUACCUGCCUGCUACCAUUUCCUCCGCCUUCCUGGUAGUUUUGUACUCACAGUUCACCCACCUCUACUUUUGUUAUAAGCAAUAAACACUGAAGUAAAAAGCUUGCCAUCCGCUCCCAGAGAAAACACACGAAGCAAUAAUCCGAACACCACCAAAGACCUUAAAGGGACCAAAGACCUCAUGUGAUGCUCGACUGUCCGCACUAACAGUAGUGAGGUUGAACCCGGGCCGAUUUGCAACAACGAAUGAAAAACAUUUGUAAGAACUACACUCCCACACAGUUUACGCAGCUGCAUUCCCACACGUGAGGCGUCGCAUCAGAGGAAUGUGAAUGUACUGAAACGGAGCUGAAGUGUCGGUCAACUAAUGCCUUCAAAUUGCCUGCUGCAGUAGGUAGUGCAUGUUUUUCCUGUGCGUGUUCUGUAACUGAAACUGUUUGACCCCUUAGGAGGCCAACUUUGUCCGACUGUUGUCCUGAGGUGCUGUUUUUGCUACCAAACUGAAUAAAAACGUGUUUACUGAAAGAAAA